Molecule: messenger RNA, 2607 nt
Organism: Aaosphaeria arxii CBS 175.79
Lineage: Eukaryota; Fungi; Ascomycota; Dothideomycetes; Pleosporales
Product: FabD/lysophospholipase-like protein
Exons: 6
Coding region: 1-2607 (868 amino acids)
Biological process (GO): arachidonate metabolic process
Cellular component (GO): membrane
Molecular function (GO): protein binding; ADP binding
Source: RefSeq, a predicted model, not a curated record
AUGUCGAAGAAGGAGGUCCGCCUGCUCGCGCUCGACGGUGGCGGGGUGCGCGGCCUGUCAGCGCUCAUGAUCCUCGAGCAGCUUAUGGAGGCUGUCAACCUAGACGAUCCGCCGAAGCCGUGCGACUACUUUGACAUGAUCGGUGGGACGAGCACGGGAGGGCUGAUCGCGGUCAUGCUCGGCCGGCUGAAGAUGAGCAUCGACGAGUGUAUCGACGCAUACCUUUCGAUUAUGGACAGAGUGUUCAAGAAGAAGCAGCAUAGAGUCACGAUCAAGGGCAAGCUCCAGGGGAGAUUCGACUCAGACGAGCUGGCGAGAGCUGCGAAAGAGGUUAUCACGGCACGGGGUCUCCAGGAAGAUACCCUGCUGAAAGACGCUGCUGACACUCCGUGCAAAGUCUUCGUGUGCGCGACGAGCAAGGAGACGAGCGAGACAGUGUGCUUGACAAGCUACAAGAGUCCUCGCAGCGGCAAUGACCUCCUGAACAGCGUUAAGAUCUGGGAGGCGUGUCGAGCUACGUCCGCGGCAUCGUCCUUCUUUGACCCGAUCGCCGUUGGUCGGUAUAAGGAGGAGUUUCUAGAUGGCGGCACAGGCGCAAACAAUCCGAUCAUGGAGGUGUGGAAUCAGGCGCAGCUGCUGUGGGGUCCUGAGCCGUUGGAGGGCAAGGUGCGAUGCGUCGUCUCGAUAGGAACGGGGGUACCAUCCCUAAAGCCUUUCGACGACGACCUGCUGCACAUAGGUGGGACGCUGCUUGCGAUGGCUACUGAGACUGAGCAGACUGCCGAGAGGUUCCGACGAGAUAAGGCAUACUUGGACGACAGCAAUCGAUACUUCCGCUUCAACGUGGCGCAUGGGCUGGAGGAGGUCGCCCUCGACAAAUCAGACAAGAAGAAGGAGGUGGCAGCGGCAACACGGCGAUAUAUGACAUCACAGGAGGUGUAUAAGCAGAUGCAAACGUGUGCAGGCAAUCUUGCAGGCAAAGAAUACAUGGGAGAAUAUCGAGUUGAUUUCAGUCUUCAAGGUGUUCUACAAGCGAGAGAAUUCAUUGACAGGCCAAAUGAGAUGCGAGCGCUCGAGCAAGCACUACUACCUCGGAGGGGUAACAACCGCCGAGCGACGUUUGUGCUGUACGGACUAGGCGGGAUCGGGAAGACGCAGCUUGCUGUGGAGUUCAUGCGACGUUACCAACGUGCCUUCAGCUGUGUAUUCUGGCUCGAUGGAAGCAGUCAAGACAGCCUGCAGCAAAGCAUUGCGAGGAACGCAAGCAGGAUUCCCGACGGCCAGAUCUCGCAGACUAGUAAACAAUAUGCCGAGACGAGAGAGGGUGAUAUUCAGGUAGUGGCGAGAGAAGUGCUUGCUUGGCUUGCCCUUCCCGAUAACAGCCGCUGGCUGGUCGUAUUUGACAACGUUGACCGAGAGCAUGGGCAACACGUCGCAGAUCCUCUGGCGUACGAUGUUCGGCUGUACUUUCCCGCCGCCGACCAUGGAUCUGUCCUCAUCACGAGUCGACUGGCCAGGCUGGAGCAGCUCGGAACAUCACAGCAUGUUACUAAAGUUGAUGAAGGAACUGCGCAGGCGAUUCUCAGCAGCUGGUAUAAGAAAAGCCAUGACCCGAACAAAAGUAAGCCGUUGCUUGACCUCCUUGACGGCCUCCCGCUGGCCAUCGCGCAGGCCGGCGCGUACCUGCAAGAGACUGGUGUUGGAUUUGAGAAGUAUGUCGAGUUCUACGAGCAGCAGUGGGCGGAGUUGAUCGGGCCGGAGAAUCAGCCCGAGAUGCCACUUCAGGAGUAUGGGGGGCGCAGUGUUUGGACGACAUGGGCUCUUUCCUACGACGCCAUUUGGAGGCAGAGUGAGGCUAUAGCCAAGCUGCUGUUACUGUGGUCGUGCCUGAACAAUCAAGACAUGUGGUAUGGAUUGUUUAACAAGGCUUGUGGGUCAAACGCCGAGGUAGCUGCAAAGGUGUCUGACUGGAUCGGGAGCCUGGGAAGCAAUGAAAUGAAGUUCGUGCAGGCGAUGCGGCUGCUCCGGAACUAUUCGAUGAUUGAGGAGGUGGAAGGCACGGCGAGCUAUACGACUCAUCCAGUGGUGCACAAGUGGGCGAACCACUAUGGCUGUCGAGAGCAUGGUGAACAGCUAGCUGAACUUGCAGUUCUUCUUGUCGGAUGGGCUGUCCCAAACAAGUCGAGUCGUGACUAUAUGGCCUUGCAGAAGCGACUCCUACCUCAUGCUUUAGGCAAGCUUAAGGAGGCCGAGGCGAUGUACAUGCGGGCGUUACAAGGCUACGAGGAGCUACUUGGUGCACCAGCCGUCAACUCGUACGUGCCAGCGUUGAACACCAUGUGGGGUUUUGGCGACCUUUACGCUGAGCUGGAUAAUAAUAAAUGUGCUCAGGCAAUGUACGAAAGGGCGAUAGCUGGCUUCACUGUAGUUCGCGGGUCGCUCUCCGAUACGUGUAGCUCCAUUCAAGAACGUCUCGACGCGCUAGAUCUCUUUUCUGAUAAUCAGAAGCCCGCACAGAGGUUACACUUGAAGCGAUUAAGAGAAGAGCGCGAUGGGCACAGUGUCUCAAGCGGUAACAAACAUAGUCGAUUAGGCUCAGCUCACUAA